Molecule: messenger RNA, 228 nt
Organism: Brenthis ino (lesser marbled fritillary)
Lineage: Eukaryota; Metazoa; Arthropoda; Insecta; Lepidoptera; Nymphalidae
Source: the annotation of a GenBank genome assembly
AUGACUAUGUGCAUAAGUAUCUAUCUGACUUCAUAUUUCAAAAAUCUAUAUGAAGUUAUAGGAAGACAGAAAGAGCAGAACAUCAUCAAUUGGGAAGAAAUUCGAGUCUACUACUCGUAUUUGGUGGAACUUGUGAAUGAAGUGAACAGGAAUAUGUGUUAUAUGAUACUUCUAUCAUUGUUUACGAGUCUCUUUUUUAUAGUGGUCCAAUUGUUUAACCUUAUACAG